AUGACGGACGAACCUGAUUUAUUACUGCUACGUGAAGGUCCUAUGAUGCCAACAGAUCAACUAACUAUGGAAGGCAGAGAUUCCCUGUCGCCACCAAAUGUACCAAUGAUGGAAAGUAUAGAUGCCAUGGCGCCUCCAGAUCCACCAGUGAUGGAAAGUUUAGAUCCCAUGACGCAAUUUGAUCCACCGAUAAUGGAGAGGGAAGAUCCUAUGACGCCACCCGAUACACCAAGUAUGGAAAGUAUAGAAUCUAUGACGUCACCAGAUACACCAAGUAUGGAAAGUACAGAACCAGAAGAACCAAUUAUGGAGAGGGAAGGUCCGAUGAUGCCUCCAGAACCCCCAGUGAUGGCGAGGCUAGCUCCUAUGUUGCCACCAGAUCCACCAAUGAUGGCAAGGCUAGCUCCUAUGAUGCCGAGAAAUCCACCAGUUAAAGAAAGGGAGUAUCCUAUGAUGCAGCACAAACCACCUAUGAUGGUAAGGGGAGCUCCUAUGAUGCCGUACAAGCCACCUAUGAGGGUAAGGGGAGAUCCUAUGAUGCAGUACAAGCCUCCUAUGAGGGUAAGGGGAGCUCCUACGAUGCAGCACAUGCCAUCAGUUAUGGGAAGUGGAGUUCCUGACAUGGUGCAAACACAUCCACCAAUGUAG
Messenger RNA from Penaeus indicus, 648 nucleotides. RefSeq lists its product as uncharacterized. Lineage: Eukaryota; Metazoa; Arthropoda; Malacostraca; Decapoda; Penaeidae. The transcript has a single exon. Bases 1 to 648 code for a protein of 215 amino acids. The record is from RefSeq and is a predicted model, not a curated record.